CAUUGCAGAGACGCAGAGCUGGCGGCUGCAUCUGCACAGAUGUGAACAACUGGAUCUUGUUCACACUCGGAGAGAGGAAGGUUCCUGAGUAAGCAGGAUCAUUGUGAGAACUAAAAGGAAAUGAAUUCAUACCAAGCAACUGGGAAGGUGCCUGGUGCAAAGUGGGAAGUCAUCAACCACAAUCACUAAUAAGUAGAGAGCAGGACUCUGACUUGGCUUGGAAGGGGCUGUAGGAGGUGAAUGACUUUGCUGAACUGUCAUCCAGCAGAAUGCAGGAGACAGAGAACCACACUGGGCUAAGUCCCUGGAGGACCUGGUGGCUGACUGAGCAGCACCCACCAGAGAACUUGGCCCUCACUGCUCGCUGAAGCUACUGCACCCUCACAAUGGAGCUCACAGUCUAUUUCUCUUCCCCAGGGGUGAGGUCACACCUCCUUCCAGCCUGACACAGACAAGGAGCUGAUGGGAGGUCUCUGAGAGCCCCAGCUGCCAACAUGAGCUCAGAAAACUUUGGACACUGCUCAGAUAUUGAGAUCUUUUUUGAGGAGGUCAUUGAAUGUCUCUGGGACAUACUGGGCAGAAAGGAACUGCUCCUCCUGCUGAAUGAAUUCCUGGAAAGAAUUAAGACUGAGGCCAGUUUGUCCAGGAAAGACGCCAAGGAACUACACAAAUAUCUGAAGGAAUUGAACAGAGCCUUGGUUGAGGAGGACCAGGAAAGACUCACCAAAGAGCAGCUGGACAGGAGGAGGUUUCUGAUUAAGUUUCCUCGGGUGAAACGGCAGCUAGAGGAGUUCAUAGGCAAGUUCCACGAGCUCGCAGACAAGGUUGACAAGGUGCAUAAGGGAUGUACCAUCUCCAACGUGGUGGGCUACAGCACCGGUGCUGUGUCUAGUAUUCUGACCAUUGUUGGCCUGGCUCUGGCACCCGUGACAGCGGGGGCCAGUGUGGUGCUCUUGGCCACUGGGAUAGGGCUGGGAGCAGCAGCGGCUGUGACCGGUGUGUCCACCAGUAUCAUCGAACAUGUGAAGAGGUCAUCAGCAGAAACCGAAGCCAGUCACAUGAUGUCAAGUGUUGUCAAGAAAUGGAAGGUUCUCCUAGAGGUGCUCAAGAGCAACCCCCACAUUGUUGACACAACAGAGAAAGUCACAGAAGCUGUGCAAUGCAUUGAAGUGAACAUCCAUGCCAUGGAGACAGGCAAUGUCAACCCUGACUCUGCACCCAAUGCACACAUCUACAUGAGCCCUGCGAGGAUCUCAGUCCCAGCCAUCCAGCACAUAGAGGGGGGUUUCAAAGCCACAGCUUUAACAAUAACCAAAGGAGCCCGGAUUGCGGGCUUGGCCACUGCAGGGGUCUUCCUUCUGGUGGAUGUGGGCUUGCUGGUGAAGGAGUCAAAGCAUUUGCACGAUGGUGCCAAGACAGUAGCAGCUGAUAGCCUGAGGCAGCGGGCAUGGGAGUUGGAGAGGAAGUUGGAGGAGCUCACCCAGAUCUAUGAGAAUCUGCAGGAAGACCUGAUUUAGCCACCCCCAGAGCUGUGUGGGGUCCAGGGACACGUGAGGGGCUAGAGUGCAGAGGUACCUUGUUAGAGGGAAAGAGAGGGAGACCACAUUAAUGAAGCUGGGGGUUAGGAAUUUGGCAUUUCUGUGGUUGAGCACAGCAGGGAAGGGAUGGAUGUAGGUGAUGGAUGAGGAGAGGGAAAGAAGGGGCCUGGAGCCUGGAUUAAGGGAGGAAGGGGCACCAGAGAAUGAGAGGCGGGGAGAAGCGACUUUUUUUUCAUACUAGGAACAUUUUAUUUUGUGUUGGUGUAUAGCCGAUUAAAAAUGUUGUGAUAGUUUUAGGUGAACUGCAAAGCGACUCAGUCAUACACACACAUGCAUCCAUUUUCCCCCAAACUCCCCUCCCAUCAGAAACCACUUCCUUUGGACUAAAGAUGACCCUGGAGGCAGAAUAAAGGAAGUCAGGUGAACUAGCAAUAAUAGGCCCGGUAUACAAACGGGGUGAAAAUGGGAUAAAGUCAGAGAAUUGGGAUUUUGGGGAUCCAGAAGGAGCAGGGGCUCCUCUAUCGCCAUCCCCAGGCUGUGAUGUCCCAGCAAGAAGAGUCUUCCCCUGCUGGUGGGAAGUCUCUGGACCUCUCCUCCACAUCAACUCACCUGUGGCCCUAGCUGAUGUAUCUUACUUAGGCAGUGACUUCUUUUGUUUGUUUGUUUUAUUGAAGGAUAAUUGAUUUAUAAUAUUCUGUUAAUUUCAGGUAUACAGCAAAGUGAUUCAAUCAUACAGGUAUCUAUGUAUUUAUCUGGGCUUUGCAGGUGGUAAAGAAUGUGUCUGCUAAGCAGGAGACACAGGUUUCAUUCCUGGGUAGGGAAGAUUCCCUGGAGUAGGAAAUGACACCCCACUUCAAUAUUCUUGUCUGGGAAAUCCCAU
This is a messenger RNA of Cervus elaphus (red deer), 2418 nucleotides long. RefSeq names its product apolipoprotein L3-like. Gene Ontology annotation, cellular component: extracellular region; membrane. Gene Ontology annotation, biological process: lipid transport; lipoprotein metabolic process. Gene Ontology annotation, molecular function: lipid binding. Lineage: Eukaryota; Metazoa; Chordata; Mammalia; Artiodactyla; Cervidae. The transcript is spliced from 5 exons. The record is from RefSeq and is a predicted model, not a curated record. Bases 495 to 1517 code for a protein of 340 amino acids.